AUGUUAAGACGUAACACAACACACAUAUUCAACAACAGCAAGAGAGUGCCUCACAGGGUGCUGCGAAGCCGGAAGAGCGUGCCGCAGUACUCGGAUAGCAUAAACCUCGGGCUGGGCAACGAGUACCAGCAGGAAGAGGCCCGGUUUGGGAACUUUUCCGUGCUCAACGAGAACACGCACCCGGGUGUGGUGUACUACUUUAUAGAGCUGAGAAACUCCGGUGACGACAGCAGCACGCCCGGGAGGGGUAACAACAACAACAACAAUAACAACGAGGGGGACCGCAGUCGAGGCUCUGACGCCCACAUAUAA
This is a messenger RNA of Huiozyma naganishii CBS 8797, 312 nucleotides long. It is a transcript of the gene ROQ1, whose product is annotated as Roq1p. Lineage: Eukaryota; Fungi; Ascomycota; Saccharomycetes; Saccharomycetales; Saccharomycetaceae. The record is from RefSeq and is a predicted model, not a curated record. The transcript has a single exon. Bases 1 to 312 code for a protein of 103 amino acids.